GCAGUCCCGCCCCUGCAGAGCUCGGCGUUGGGACUGAACCCGGGUUUCUCUCAAACCCGGAAUGUGAGGCCUCGGGCCGCCGGUACCCUGCUCUCUCUCCUGCUUCUCAGCGGUUUCUGCGUCCGCCGCCGCCGCCGCACCACAACUCGCCCGGGAGGAGCCAGGGCGGCCGUGCCCUUGUGCCGGGGGCCCGCGUGGCUGCCGCCACCUCUCCGAAUCCUCCGGGGCCGCAGAGGAGUUCGCUACGGAGGGAGGCGGGGGCCUUCGGGAGGAGGAGGAGGAGGCGGAGGAGGAGGGAAGGAAGAUGGCGGCCGUGGAACUAGAGUGGAUCCCAGAGACUCUGUAUAACACCGCCAUCUCCGCUGUCGUGGACAACUACAUCCGCUCCCGCCGAGACAUCCGCUCCUUGCCCGAGAACAUCCAGUUCGAUGUUUACUAUAAGCUUUACCAACAGGGGCGUUUAUGUCAACUGGGCAGUGAAUUUUGUGAAUUGGAAGUUUUUGCUAAGGUCUUGAGAGCUUUGGAUAAAAGACAUUUGCUUCAUCAUUGUUUCCAGGCUUUGAUGGAUCACGGUGUAAAAGUUGCUUCAGUCUUGGCAUACUCAUUCAGUAGACGGUGCUCUUACAUAGCAGAAUCAGAUGCUGCAGUAAAAGAGAAAGCCAUUCAGGUUGGCUUCGUUUUAGGUGGCUUUCUUUCAGAUGCAGGCUGGUACAGUGAUGCUGAGAAAGUCUUUCUGUCUUGCCUCCAGUUGUGUACACUGCAUGAUGAGAUGCUUCACUGGUUCCGUGCAGUAGAAUGUUGUGUGAGAUUGCUUCAUGUACGAAAUGGAAACUGCAAAUAUCAUUUGGGAGAAGAAACAUUUAAGUUAGCUCAAACAUAUAUGGACAAACUCUCAAAACAUGGUCAGCAAGCAAACAAAGCUGCACUCUAUGGAGAACUGUGUGCACUCUUGUUUGCAAAAAGUCACUAUGAUGAGGCAUACAAAUGGUGCAUUGAAGCUAUGAAAGAAAUCACAGUGGGCUUACCAGUCAAAGUUGUGGUGGAUGUAUUAAGACAAGCUUCUAAGGCUUGUGUUGUAAAACGUGAAUUUAAGAAAGCAGAGCAGUUAAUUAAACAUGCAGUGUAUCUGGCACGGGAUCAUUUUGGAUCUAAACACCCAAAAUAUUCUGAUACAUUGUUAGAUUAUGGGUUCUACUUACUCAAUGUAGAUAAUAUCUGUCAGUCUGUGGCAAUUUAUCAGGCAGCCCUUGAUAUUCGGCAGUCAGUGUUUGGUGGCAAAAAUAUCCAUGUAGCAACAGCUCAUGAAGACUUGGCUUAUUCUUCUUACGUUCACCAGUAUAGCUCUGGGAAAUUUGACAAUGCACUAUUUCAUGCAGAAAGAGCUAUUGGUAUUAUUACUCAUAUCCUACCUGAAGAUCAUCUUCUUUUGGCUUCUUCAAAGAGGGUGAAAGCACUUAUUUUAGAGGAGAUUGCAAUUGACUGUCAUAAUAAAGAAACUGAACAGAGGCUACUUCAAGAAGCCCAUGAUUUGCACCUGUCUUCACUUCAGCUAGCUAAAAAAGCAUUUGGUGAAUUUAACGUACAGACUGCAAAACACUAUGGAAACCUUGGAAGACUUUAUCAGUCAAUGAGAAAAUUUAAGGAAGCUGAAGAAAUGCACAUUAAAGCAAUUCAGAUUAAAGAGCAACUUCUUGGUCAAGAAGAUUAUGAAGUAGCCUUAUCAGUGGGACAUCUGGCCUCUUUAUAUAAUUAUGACAUGAAUCAAUAUGAAAAUGCUGAGAAACUUUAUUUGCGAUCUAUAGCAAUUGGGAAGAAACUUUUUGGUGAAGGCUACAGUGGACUAGAAUAUGAUUACCGAGGGCUCAUUAAACUUUACAACUCCAUUGGAAAUUACGAGAAAGUGUUUGAGUAUCACAAUGUUCUGUCUAACUGGAACCGGUUGCGAGAUCGGCAGUAUUCAGUGACCGAUGCUCUUGAAGAUGUCAACACCAGCCCCCAGUCCACUGAGGAAGUGGUGCAGUCCUUCCUGAUUUCUCAGAAUGUAGAAGGACCGAGCUGCUGAGGGAUAACCUCAGUUAACUAAUUGACUUUUUCCCAGAUUCUAGGGAAUUCAUACUGUGAAAUCAAAACCAUAUUGUUUUUUGGGGCUGGGAUUUGCAUUGAGACACUGGUCCAGUCCAUUAGCCCUAUGUGGGUGUCCCUAUCUUGCAGAGUAUCCGUAGGAAUAAGCAUAUAUUCAGUUAUAUUCAGCAUGUAUCGCAUGUAUAAGUAGUCUGGCCCAUAUUUUCAACCUAGUAGAACAAACAACAGAAACCUUUUUGUUUUUUCUUUUCUUUUUUUAAAAAAAUUCAUUUUGCAGAAAGCCUGAAAGGCAAAAAGAACCCCUAAAUAAAAAUAUUUAAGAGUUUAAAGCAGUUGCAUUCUUAUUAUGUAAGGAUGAUUUUAACAACUUUUUAACAUAAUUCUUCCAUGUGAAGGUAUUCAAUACUGUAUUGUAAAGAAAUUUUUAUGGGAAAAAAUCUUUAUAUGCAGUAUGGAAAAGUUAAUACAAGUACUAAUAGAAGAGGGACAUCCUGACUUAGUUUUGGCUACCUUACCCAGAGAUAAGUGAAUACAACCACUCCAGACUUCUAUUGUCAGAUUCAUAUAAACUGGACCAGUGUUGAUCUGUAAGUAAUAGAAAAACUCAUAGACCAGCAGUUUUCAUUGGUUGUUCUGAUUUUGGAUUUUUUUUUUUUUUUUUUUUUUUUUUUUUUGGUACAACAUUGCAAGAUGCUCUGAUAGCAUUUGCAAACAGGACCAGGAGGCUCUAAAGAGGACCAGCCUACUAUAGAAAGGGGUUAUUGGACCAGGGGCUUUAGGUUGUUAUUUAGUCCCAUAUAUGCUUUUUAUCAGUAGAAUUAUUUCACUUAGGUGUAUAAUGAAAAGUGAUAAUGCAAACAUUAUAUUCAUGUAAUAGAUACCAAAUUAGGAGAAUCUUACAUUUUCAGCAGCAUAUCUUUAGUCAAGGUACACAGAUGGUAAUGCCAUGAGUAAGUCUUUUAUUACCUGCUGCAACCAUCCUCCUCAUUUUAUCAAGAAAUGUUACCCAAGUAAUCAUUGCGAUUAACAUGUAUUUUGGCUAAGAGUCAUGAAAUAGCUCAUGUCAGGAUGAGAGUUUGAGAUUACUCUGUGGUUUGUGGGGAUAAAUGGAAAAAUACACACACACACACACACCCCCCACAUAAGCAAGUCCUUAGAAGUCCUUCAUUUUUAUAGUAAACAACAGUAAAACUAGGACACUUUAUUUGGAGUUCAUAGUCAAAUGGAAAGAUCCCUGAUAGUAUAUCUAUUUCACUAAUUUGUCUUUCUGUUUAUUGGUUUUUGUUUUGUUUUUAAGCAGUCAGGUUAUUUAAUGUUGAGGUAAUUGACAAGUUGUGACAUGUAACAUGUAGUGAUUCAUAAACACAAUGGUCUUUUUGCUGUUACCUCAAUUCUUAUUAUAGUGGCCUGUUUAGUGCCUCUAUAGUUAAGAAUCAGGGUUUCCCCCCUAUUUUCAGGGGUUCAUGACUUGGCUAUUAUUGAUGUUGCUCCUGGCUAAUGCUUGGAUAUGGGUGAGUGGAUGUGUGUUGAAUUUUGGUUUUCUUCUAACAUGCACACUGGGGACAGAGAGGGGAAAUCUAUGCUGCCACCUUGUGUACAGAAAAACAGUUGGAAAUUUUAGACAAAUUUAAUUAAAAGUUUGGUUGUUUUUUUUUUUUUUUUUUUGAACUUCUGAAAAAUAACUUUCAAAACUGUUAUUUGCAGUCUGGAUACUCAUGAACCAUCAUUUAUAAGCACUUGGGGAGGCCACUAAAGAGUUGAAGCACAAGGGCAACAAAAACGGGGGAAAUAGCCUCCAGCAGCUCCAGCAAUAACCCUGGAGGCAAAAAAAAAAAGUUGAAGCCAACCCAGACCCUCAGAUUAUAUCAGUAAUUAUGUUGAUUUUUGAAACCUGGGUUUAUUUAGAAUUUUUGACUUAUUUUAAAAAUUUUUUUGAAAAGAGUACAUUGGCACACCCCUUCUCCUCCUUCCAGAUAAUUGAUAUCUAAUGUCAAGAGGCACUUCUUUAAACAUUACCAAAUAGUCUACAUGACCGAGGACUAACUUUUUUUGUUACUCAGCUCUAUCCUCAUGGGCCUAUAUAUGUAAAACCUCCAAAGAUAUUUUCAGGAUAGGCUUUGUAUACUGUUGUUGGUUAUUUAGAGUCAUGUGGUAUGUUUGUGGUGUAGAAAUGUCAUGGUGAAUUGUUUUCCAAUAAAUAUUUUGAAACUUAAUGUUUCCAUAUGAAGUUUUUAAUCUAUAAUUUUUCUUUUUGUGCAUAUGAUAAAACCAAGCAGAUGACUUAAGACCUCAUCCUUAUUUGAUUUAAAUUCAACUUAGCUCACACUCAAUACAUGAUAUUUAGAAGCCUAGGGUCACAAGAUUAUGAUAAUGCUAAAUGACAACUUUUUUUUUUACUUAAUUAUUACAGUUCUGCCUUAUUGUACAUUUCUGUACACUUUGAUGUAAUGCAAGCACUCUAGGUUGAGAAAUGACAUUGCCAGUUAGUGGUAUAACUUUAAUGUGCUAUUUCUAGUUCUGAUGAAAAAUAAUACUCUACUAACUUUUUUAAUGUGGAAUUUCCCUUUUAAUGCAAUGUUUAGGGUAAAUUAGGCAAAUGUCUCCAUGAUUUUAUGGAGUAAGACGAUUCAGAGAAAACAAUGUACCUCACAACAACUUCAACAAAAUUUCUCAUCCAUGGUAGGUUUGUGUAUAAUGAAGCUGAGACCAAUUUAAAAUUUUUCACUAAGACAUAGCAAAAUAAUUUUUAAAUAAGGAGCCUUUGAACUUAAUUCCCAUACUUUUAUUUCAUCUCUCUUAUCCAGUUUUUUUCCUCUAAAAUACGGUGCUUCUCAAGUUGGGUGCAUCAGGGAGCUUUGUUAACACAUGUGCUGUCCACAUGGCACUUCAUUCAACAUAACUGUGCCAACUGGUUUUUUUUUUUUUUAGAUGAUUUUCUUUUCAUAAUUUUAUUUGAUUAUCAUAUAUUUUACCAGAGCAUUUCUUAGCUCUGGCUUAUGGUGGUGCCAGAGAUUGAAUUUGAGACCAUUGCUGCCUCAGUCAUGGAAGUCUGUUGUGUAAAACCGUUGUGCAAUUUCCCUGGCCUUGACCUCAAUUUUAUAGGUCUCCGAAGCUGACUUAGCCCCAAACUUUUAUUGCUCUCAAAGUUCUGUCUCUUCUUAAUUAAAAAUGAAAUAACUAUUGCUUUGUAGUAAUUCCUCCACAGGCAUGCUUUCAUUUGUGAAAAUAAAAUAUUUGACAAAGACUUAUUCCUAACUUGUUGGGAUGAAUUCUCAAUGUUGUGAAAAUUAUGAGUCUACAACCUUACGAGAAUGAUAUUUGACUGUUUAUAGUGUAAGGAAAAGGCUGAACAGUAAACACACACCUAAACCAUGAUUACAGCUUUAGCCAUACUUUACAGAUUGAAAGAAUAGUUUGUUAGCUAGCAAAUAUUAACUGCCACUCUGUCUUUCUCUGAAUUUAUAGUUUUGCUGCUUCCAGACAUUUGGAAAGCAAAGUUACCAAUCUAAAAAACAUAAAUGCAAAAUUUUAAGAAGAGCUUUAAUUUUGCCUUAAAAAUUAAUGGCCGGCUCGUUUCCCGGCCCAUGCACCUUUUUAUCUAAGACAGAAUAAAACUGUUCAAUAAAAAAAUAAUAAUAAUAAUGGCUAUUCAUCUCUUGGAUUUGGAGACCUUAGUUCAUUUCUUUCUUCCCCCUAAUAUGACAUUACUCUCCAGCUUGAACACUAGUAGUUACAUUGCCCACAAAUCUCAGGAAUGUUUUAGGCAGAAGAUUGGUCUUACCUUGCUGGUAAUCUGAAGGAGUGUGUUUUAGGAUUUAUUAAAUAAUUCUAUUCAUUAGUUGCAAUCCUAGGUAUUGAUAGCAUGAGUGGCCUUAGUGUGUUGAAGUGCACAUUUUUUCAAAAGUAAAAUUUAAGAUUAAAAAUAUAUGCUAUUUAGAAAUACCUUGAAACUUGGUUUGUGGUGCACAAGUGUUGGAUCAGUAAUUAAUUGUUGCAGGUAACAUUUGUGUAACAUUUACUCAUAUCUGUAUAUUCCUUUUAUGGGAUAUGUUGUCAUGGUAACUAAAAACUUUUCAAAUUUAGUUCUUUAUGAUGUGAAUGCUACAUUUUAUUAAAUAUUACCAGGUCAGUACUAUUUUUGUACUUUAUUAAGCAACAGGGGAUUUUAGUCUAAUAGGCUCAAAAUAUAAAACUCUUAAGACAAAAGCAAACCACUAACAGUCCUUUAGCUGGAAAUCCCCAUAUAUAGUGCCACAGUAAUUUCUAUAGAAACAUCUGAGUUCAGUGAUAGAUUUUGAAGAUAACGGUUCUUCACUGUGUCAGAAUGACUUUUCAUAACAUCUUUAGCACCAGCUUGUAGUGCCCACCAUUAUUUGUAACCAUUAAACCAUACUAAGAUUGUUUGUAACCAACAUUGUGAUAUAUUCUGUACUUGUGUUGCUAAAAAUGAAUUACUGACUUAAUAAAUAUAGCGUUCCUGCA
Erinaceus europaeus (western European hedgehog) is the source of this 6564-nucleotide messenger RNA. RefSeq names its product amyloid beta precursor protein binding protein 2 (gene APPBP2). Gene Ontology annotation, biological process: intracellular protein transport. Gene Ontology annotation, molecular function: protein binding. Lineage: Eukaryota; Metazoa; Chordata; Mammalia; Eulipotyphla; Erinaceidae. The transcript has 13 exons. The record is from RefSeq and is a predicted model, not a curated record. The coding region runs from base 305 to 2062 and encodes 585 amino acids.